Messenger RNA from Homarus americanus (American lobster), 582 nucleotides. RefSeq names its product protein ZBED8-like. Lineage: Eukaryota; Metazoa; Arthropoda; Malacostraca; Decapoda; Nephropidae. The transcript has a single exon. Bases 1 to 582 code for a protein of 193 amino acids. The record is from RefSeq and is a predicted model, not a curated record.
AUGCAACUGGAUGAAACUACUGACAUCUCUCAGUGCAGCCAGCUCCUGGUUUUUGUCCGUCAUAUGCAUGCUGAUGCCAUCAAAGAAGAAUUCCUAUUUUGUGAGCCCCUUUUGGAAACUACAAAGGCCAUCGACAUCUUAGAAAUGGUGAAUAGUUUCUUUGCCAAGCAAAACUUCGACUGGAAGAAAAAUCUUUGUACUCUGUGCAUAGACGGAGCACCUGCGAUGCUUGGCAACACAUCUGGUUUUGCUGCUUUGGUGAAGAAAGAAGCUCCUCAGGUCAUCGUGACCCAUUGUUUUCUACAUCGGCAUGCAUUGGCGUCAAAGACUCUGCCAGCAAAUCUGAAAGAAGUCUUGUCUACUGGCGUGAAAGUCGUCAACUUCAUCAGAGCUAGAGCUGUGAACCAAUACGUUUUCAAGAGGUUUUGUCAAGAAAUGGGAGCAGAAUAUGAAGUUCUUCUCUACCACACAGAAGUUCGCUGGCUUUCCAGAGGACAAAUCUUGAAGCGCUUGAUUGAACUUCGAGCAGAAGUUUCACUUUUUUUUGAGAGAAAAAGAAAGCCCACUCUCAGAACAGUUUGA